CGUGAGUGAUAAGUCUUGUCUGCCUUAUGACAUGAUGAAAGUGACAAAUCGUCCUCUCCAAAUUUUCUUCGUCUCGUUUUCUUUUAAAAUCGGUUUUCCCUUAGAUAUUUUUUUGGAUGUCUAGAAAAAGAUAGUGAUGUCAUUGCUCAGAAACUUGAUGAGCAACUGUUUUAUUCUUGUCUCGGGUGAAUGAUUUUCUGGUCUGGCUGUAUGACUGCUUUUGUCGCAAGCGUUUCUUAUCAGACAAGCUCGUAAGUCAAAAGAUCAGGAGAGACUCACCAAAAGUAUGCUGUUUUUCUGCACGAGAUCUUUCAUGGGCUCUCAAUUCAUCCAUAAAAAUACUGCUCAAGCUCUAUCCAGCAGUCUGCAGAUUUGGUCAGUUGAACUCUCAACGUAAGAAAAUUUAGAAAUAAACAAAUAUCCUUCAAAGAUGAAUCUCAAUUCAAUCACGAUGCUCCUGAAAUCCCAUCUGCAAAAGGCUCACUCCAACAUCUUGUGCAAGCAGAAAUGGGUCGCAACCUUUAAGAACCGCCCUCUAGAAAAAAACUACUGGAAUAGUUUGAACACAAAUACCUCCAUGAAAUUGUAUGCUACUGAAAAACCUUUUUUGCAUCUUUACACAACCAUUUCAAGGGGCCACAGAUUGUAUAGUUUUCAAUGGGCAAGUCUAGUCAAUGUCAACAACAGUCGGGGAUCAUUGAUUGCAAGGUUCUCCCAACUCCGGAACCAAGCUAACUUUCACACAAGUAACCCAAGAAAAGCUGUCCCGCCGGUAAUCAUAGUCAUACUGCGUCCUAUCCUAAAGCUUUUUGCCAUGCUCCUAGGCCGAUCCCUGAAAAAAUGGUGGGCAAAAUUGACGCCUGCUGAAAAGAAAGCUGUCAUCAUGAAUUUUAGCAAAAAGUAUGCUAAGUAUGCAGGUUUCAGCGCUGUUGUAAGUUGCGGUCUUGGCUCUACCUACUAUGUGACCCAUCUGAAAGAGGAUCCCCUCACUGGAAGAAAGCGCUUUAUAAUGUUCUCAGAAAAUCAAAUUGAGCAGUUAGCCAACCUAGAAAGGGACCAGCUUGUUAAUGCCUACGGAAAGGAAAUCGUACCGAUAACUCAUCCAUAUUACAAAAGGGUAGUGAGAGUAGCGCAUCGGUUGAUCCUAGCCAACAAGGAUAUAAUUGAAGUUCGCAAGCAUGAAUGGGAAGUUACUGUUGUGAAAAGUGACGAAGUUAAUGCAUUUGUUUUGCCUAAUGGUUCCAUUUUCAUUUUCUCAGGGAUGCUUGAUUUAUGCCUCAACGAUGAUCAACUUGGAAUCGUUCUUGGCCACGAAAUGUCUCACUGUUUAUUGAAACAUGUCACCGAACUUCUUAGUCAAAUGCACGUUUUGGACUUGCUUCUCUUAAUACCGAUCGUUUUCAUCUGGGCACUCCUGCCCUCCACACUCGCUGCGUUAGCACAUGGCAUCGCAGAGUAUUGGCAAAGUCUCCGUUUCCAGUUGCCUUUCAAUCGCAAACUAGAGAUUGAAGCUGACACUGUUGGUUUGAUGCUGGCAGCAAAGGCUUGUUUUGACGUGCGAGAAGCCAGUGCGUUCUGGGCACAAAUGCAAAUGCAUGACAAAAGUCUACCAGGAGCGCCAAAAAUUGAAGAGUGGAUGUCGACUCACCCAAGUCAUGAAAACCGACGAGCUAUUCUGGAUUCAAAAAUGGAUGAAGCUAUUCGUGUUCGGGAUCAGCACCAGUGUCCUGCACUACCUCGCUAUGAUCCAAGGUUAAGAUUAGGGCGCGCCAAGCCCAUUAUUGCUUUUCCAUGGUAAUCAAUUGGGGAUUAAAAAUAUUUUGCCUCUCGAAAUUAUGUAAAUGGAGACUUUCGUCGUUAAAACAUCAAUUUAAGAAAUUAUAAUUGUUUAAGUAUUGUUGCUGCUUUCUUGUUGUUGUUAAGUUAAUAAAAUGUUUAUUUUGAA
This is a messenger RNA of Bemisia tabaci, 1945 nucleotides long. RefSeq names its product metalloendopeptidase OMA1, mitochondrial. Gene Ontology annotation, cellular component: mitochondrial inner membrane. The record is from RefSeq and is a predicted model, not a curated record. Gene Ontology annotation, molecular function: metalloendopeptidase activity. Gene Ontology annotation, biological process: protein quality control for misfolded or incompletely synthesized proteins; mitochondrial protein processing. Lineage: Eukaryota; Metazoa; Arthropoda; Insecta; Hemiptera; Aleyrodidae.